Molecule: messenger RNA, 1542 nt
Organism: Microdochium trichocladiopsis
Lineage: Eukaryota; Fungi; Ascomycota; Sordariomycetes; Xylariales; Microdochiaceae
Product: family 43 glycosyl hydrolase
Exons: 2
Coding region: 1-1542 (513 amino acids)
Biological process (GO): carbohydrate metabolic process
Molecular function (GO): hydrolase activity, hydrolyzing O-glycosyl compounds
Source: RefSeq, a predicted model, not a curated record
AUGAAGCUGACGAUUCUUGCGCUGCUCAGCGUUGCCAUCAUGGCGCUGGCUGAGCAGUUCACGAACCCGGUCCUGUGGGAGGAUCUGGCCGAUAACGAGGUGCAUCGGGUGGGCGACACGUUCUACAUGACUGCAUCGACGAUGCACUACUCGCCCGGGGCCCCUGUCCUGCGAUCCUACGAUCUCGUCAACUGGGAGUACAUUGGCCACUCGGUGCCCGUCCUCGACUGGUCCUCCAAGUAUAACCUGCAGAAUGGUCAGCAGGCGUACAUCAAGGGCAUCUGGGCGAGCAGCCUGCGCUACCGGCCCAGCAGCGGCCAGUGGUUCUUCCUGGCCUGCAUCGAGUUCUCAACCACCUACGUCUAUGUGGCCAACAACCCGGCGGGCCCCUGGACCAAGCACACCACCAUCAACAAGUGCUACUACGACGCCGGCCUGGUGUUUGACGACAAUGACACACCCUACGUUGCCUACGGCAACACGCAGAUCUCGGUCUCCCAGCUGUCUGCCGACAUGAAGAGCGAGGUCCGCUCCCAGCAGGUCUACUCGACACCAUCCAACAUCGGCACCCUCGAAGGAUCUCGCAUGUACAAGCGCAACGGGCAAUACUACAUCAUCCUCACCCGGCCCCCGGAUGGCCAGUUUGUGCUCAAGGCGUCGAGCCCCUGGGGCCCCUACACGAUCAAGACCCUGGCGGACCGGGUCAAGCUGGCGGCCGUGCCGAGCGCGGGCUCGCCGCAUCAGGGCAGCUUCGUCGACACGCCCAGCGGGCAGUGGUACUACAUGGGCUUUGCCGACAUGUACCCCGGCGGGCGGUGCCCGGUGCUCGCGCCAAUCACCUGGGGCUCCGACGGCUUCCCCACGCUGACGACGGUCAACGGGCAAUGGGGCAACUACGACUACCCCGUGGCCCGGCGCAACGUCCAGAGCUCCCUCGGCACCGACACGUUCCAGGGUUCCUCCCUCAACCACAAGUGGGAGUGGAACCACAACCCCGACACCAGCGGCUUCUCCUUUGCCAACCCCGGGCUGACUCUUCGCACCGUCUCCCGGACCGACGACCUGUACGCCUCGCGCAACACCCUGACCACCCGCAUCCGCGGGCCCGUCGGCACGGGAACGCUCAGGUUCGACUUUAGCGGCAUGGCCAACGGGGACCGCGCCGGCCUGGCCGUGCUGCGCGACAAGUCGGCCUACAUUGCCGUCGAGAAGGUCAACAACGCGUACAACCUCGUCGUCUACACGGGCCUGACCAUGAACACCAACUGGUCGACCCUGUCCAAGGGCACCGUGGCCGCCCGCGUCAACAACCUGAGCGUCAGGCAGGUCUCGCUCCGGAUGGUGGCCAACAUCCGCCCUGGCGGUGCCGGGUCCGCGCAGUUUAGCUACAGCCUGGACGGCAACUCGUUCACUAACCUCGGGCCGACGGCGAGCCUGCACAACUCGUGGGAGUUCUUCAUGGGCUACCGCUACGGCAUCUUCAACUUUGCCACCUCGGCCACAGGUGGUUCCAUCAAGGUCAUCUCGUUCACUAGUGCAUAA